This is a messenger RNA of Effrenium voratum, 721 nucleotides long. Lineage: Eukaryota; Dinophyceae; Suessiales; Symbiodiniaceae. The record is from the annotation of a GenBank genome assembly.
AGAGGAUUGAGAUUCCUGCAGGAGCAUCGCAUCCUUGUCUUGAGCACCAUAAAGUUCUGCUCACGCAUGUGCCAUCGACUUUUGCUGUGCUAGAUGCUCAUCGGCUCAAGCUGUGAUGUAGCACAUUCGCAUAUCGCGUUCACCGUUUUAUUAGUCGCAAUGGCUGAGUGGAUUGCCGAGGAAGCGCCGCCAGAGCAGAGCGUCCCCUUUCCGCAGCUUGUCAAGCGGCACUUGCACCAUAUCGGCAAGUGCCUACCGUGCUUCUACCACACGUUUAAGGGCUGCACCAGAGGAGACGAUUGCAGCCGAUGCCAUAUCUGCAGCUUGUCAGAGAUGAAGCGUCAGAAGGGCAGGCUGGCAAGGGCGGUGAAGAAGAAGGAGCAGGAGAAGAUGAUUUCCAGCAGAAUCACGUCAGUCUGGCUGUGAGGUGGCUUUUCGCUUUUUCUCUGGUGGCCCUUGUCCACAGAUCAGCGUUGGAUGAGCGCUUGGCCUGUGAACUCGGAUCCCUGAUCCCGUCAGCACGUUUCAACUGGUAGGUGUCCGGAUUCCCUCAAGCCAUCUUGCUUUUUUGCACCUAGGUUUGACACCUGCCAUUGAGUAAUCUUUCAUACCAAGCAAGGUCUUGGCGCUCAUUUGCGAGCUUUUGGGCGGGAGGUGCACAUGCCCCCGUAGCGCACUCGACCCAGAUUGCCGGAACACGUGUAGCUGUUGUUUUUCUCGC